Nematocida minor is the source of this 798-nucleotide messenger RNA. RefSeq lists its product as uncharacterized. Bases 1 to 798 code for a protein of 265 amino acids. The record is from RefSeq and is a predicted model, not a curated record. The transcript has a single exon. Lineage: Eukaryota; Fungi; Microsporidia.
AUGAUGCAACAACAAACAGUGUUAGUUAACGAACUCACAACAACAGAAAGAAGCGAGCUGAUUCUAGAAGAGGAAGAGAAAUUCAGCACCGAAUGGGACACGAUCUACAAAUCUACAAAAGGAUUUAUUAUAAACGAGUUUCCGCGCCUAAUUCUCUACACCGUAGGCCUUUUCUUCAUUGGCCUCCACAUGAAGUCUUUAUACAACGAUCCAUACAGACUGUACUUUGAGAGAACAGAAAAGAACGCCUUCUUGUUCAGAAAGGGGAUAGUCACCGGUGUUUUCAUUCUUCUGGCAUCGUAUGUUGUGUUUUUCAUGCACUCAAUCACAAAAAAGCUCGUUGACCUGAAAACAAAAAAAGAUAAGACAGUGGCGCUGAUAAACAGAGUGGCGCUGAGCCUGGUUGGUGUUCUAAUAUACGGAGGACUCGGAUUUUUAUACGUGAGACUGAUGGAGCACAAAUACAUAGGCUGUCUGAUGUCCUUUAUCUAUUUUACAACUUUCUGUAUUGUUCUACAGUCAAUCUGCAGCAUUGCAACGAGUAUAUACAGAAGAAUAACUGGAAUAAAGAGCAUUCCAACAAAGGGAGAGAAGGCAAUAGGAGACCCAGACAGCAACUUUUUCUUCUUGGUGUACUCUCUCUUUGUAGGCUCCAUAAUGUUGCUUUUCUUCACAGUCUCUACAAUUCUGUGCGGAGACAUUGUGUACUACAUAGUAAAAGACUUAAACGGGCACCCGGUCCCCCACACCAUUAUAAACGGAAGGUAUCUUCUGCUAGGCGAUGUAAAUGUGUCUUAA